AUGGGUCAUAACCCCAGCUUCCUCGAUGAAAUCGACCUCAAUACACUCAAGGAUCCAGCUGGAAUUUUUGAGCUGAUAGAAGUAGUUGGCAAUGGAACGUAUGGACAAGUAUAUAAGGGCCGCCAUGUGAAGACUUCUCAGCUUGCUGCAAUCAAAAUCAUGAACAUCAACGAAGAUGAAGAGGAAGAAAUCAAGCUGGAGAUAAACAUGCUGAAGAAGUACUCCUACCACCGCAACAUUGCCACAUACUAUGGCGCCUUCAUCAAGAAGCUUCCUUCCUCAACUGGAAAACAUGAUCAACUAUGGCUGGUUAUGGAGUUCUGUGGAAGUGGAUCUGUGACUGAUCUUGUGAAAAACAGCAAGGCUUCUUCAAUCAAGGAGGACUGGAUAGCUUAUAUAUGCCGAGAGAUUCUCAGAGGCCUAUAUCACUUGCAUCAAAAUAAGGUCAUACAUCGUGACAUAAAAGGACAGAACGUCUUACUCACGGACAGUGCAGAAGUUAAAUUAGUGGAUUUCGGAGUUUCUGCACAGCUAGAUAAGACCGUUGGGAGAAGGAACACCUUCAUUGGGACUCCUUAUUGGAUGGCUCCAGAGGUGAUUGCAUGCGAUGAGAACCCGGAGGCAACCUACGAUUCGCGUUCAGAUUUGUGGUCGUUGGGUAUAACAUCCCUUGAAAUGGCUGAAGGACACCCACCACUUUGCGACAUGCAUCCUAUGCGUGCUCUCUUUCUGAUUCCUCGCAAUCCUCCUCCUCGGUUAAAACGUUCGAAGAAAUGGACCAAAAAGUUCGAGUCAUUCAUUGAAACUGUCCUCGUGAAGGACUAUCAGCAGAGGCCCUACACAGAUCAGCUCCUACGGCAUCCAUUCAUUAGGGACCAGCCACCUGAGCGAAGUGUCCGAAUCUCUAUCAAAGAUCAUAUCGACAGACAUCGCCGCAUCAGUAAGAAAGAUGACGCAGAGUAUGAGUACUCAGGAAGCGAAGAUGAUGAGCCAAACCAGGCGAAACCCCUGCAAUCUCAUCGCGAUGAUUCGGAAGCGGCAUCGAUGAUUCCGGUGGACAACACUCUACGCAAGGGAUUUCAACGAAUUCAAGAGGCCAGUCGAGGGGUUUUCGAACAUGCUGGCGCUCAACAGCUUAAAAGGAUAGUUCCGAAUAUAACAGAUAAUGAGAGGCCACCAGCAGGAAGUCCUCACCAUCACGCGUUCAGGUACGGCGCAGACGGUCGUAUUCGAGAAGAAGCUGUGAAAGUCCGUGCCCAGGUUGCAGCGAAUCGUCCUCCAAGCAGCGAUAUUCGUAGAGAAGCGGAGCGCCGUCAACGACCUGUCAGUCAUCAUCAGCGAUCACCACUUCCGUCGCAUCCGGCUGCUCCCCAUCUUGCUGAUCUUGCCAACUACGACAGGCGGCGACAAUCAGAGCGGGAAGAACGUAGAGAGAGGGACAGAAGUGUAACCAAAGAACGCUUGGGUCAUCGAGGCGCCUUGCCAUCCACUCGUGUUGCAGCCAACAUCACUACGACUCCAAUCCGCAAGCUAAGUGAACCUGUGCUCCAUCAGCAGCAGUCGAGGCCUGAAGACUUGGAUGCUCUAGCAUGCGAAUUAUCGCGUAUGGGAGGCUCCACAGGGAGUACUGGUAACGUUUCUCCUCCCCCUCCUGCACCUCCCCCACGUGAUGCGUCUAUUGGUAGCGUCAACGAUAGAGAUGAUGAUUCUUUGGGGAGCACGUUGCGCAGUCCAAACAAACCUCUACCCCCGACACCAACUGGAGGAUCCCCGUCCAGUGAUAUCUGCAGUCAGGAUACUCUGCCACAACCAAAGAGGACUAGUGAUGUGAUUUCACGACCAAGCAUGGUAAAAGCUGCUAGUAUGCCUGACCAAACGUCUACGACUAAUCAUGCUGAGUUUGGUUUGGGUGAGAGUUCGUCUGACAGCAGUGAGGAUGAUGUUCAUGAUGCUCAUGCUCUAAUUCGUCGGUCGUCUGCAACAAAUCCGCUUCUUCCAACAAUGUCCUGCAUCCGUGGCGCUGCGCCUCUAGCUUUACCUGACUUGUUACCAAAGACUCGAGAAUCCAACAGGUUUGAUGAACAACUGUUAUGUGGUGUAUCUUCUGAAAUAUCUGAAGCGAACGAAAGUUUGUGCACUAACGGCUCGGAAAACUGUUUCCAUCAACAAUCGCUUUCGUCGAGAGAUCGCGAAAAAUCGUUUGUUGGUUUCUUCGGAGCGGGCGCUUUGCUUGGAGCUGGCACUGUGAAUCGGCCUGUGCAAUCCAGCCUCACCAUCACCAUUGAUGGUGCUGCCCAAGUCUCCGAUCAGAACAUCAUGAUGGGGAUCGCAGGUUUACUUCGUUGGUGA
Molecule: messenger RNA, 2349 nt
Organism: Necator americanus (New World hookworm)
Lineage: Eukaryota; Metazoa; Nematoda; Chromadorea; Rhabditida; Ancylostomatidae
Exons: 19
Coding region: 1-2349 (782 amino acids)
Biological process (GO): protein phosphorylation
Molecular function (GO): ATP binding; protein kinase activity
Source: RefSeq, a predicted model, not a curated record